This is a messenger RNA of Topomyia yanbarensis, 3672 nucleotides long. RefSeq lists its product as uncharacterized. Bases 1 to 3672 code for a protein of 1223 amino acids. Lineage: Eukaryota; Metazoa; Arthropoda; Insecta; Diptera; Culicidae. Gene Ontology annotation, biological process: DNA integration. The record is from RefSeq and is a predicted model, not a curated record. Gene Ontology annotation, molecular function: nucleic acid binding. The transcript has a single exon.
AUGGAGAUCGGGUUGGCAGCGGAUUUAGGCAUCGAAGGUCCAGCUGAAUCUUUCUGGCUUGGGUGGACAGGAAAUAUUACCCGGGAAGAGAAAGGAUCACAACGUAUAUCGAUCGAAAUAUCUGGUAGUGGGCUUAGGAGCCAGUUCAAGUUGAACAAUGUGCGGACGGUGCAGAAGCUCAACCUUCAAGGACAGUCGUUCCAGUACGACGAAUUGCAGAAGUUGUAUCCCCAUUUACGGGGACUUCCGCUGCGCAGCUAUGUGAAUGCAGUCCCCAGAAUUAUAAUUGGAAUCGAACAUGCACAACUUUUGACUAGUUUGAAGGUACGGGAAGGAAGAACAAAUGAACCAGUGGCCAUGAAAACACGAUUGGGUUGGUGCGUGUACGGGAAACAAGCUGGAGAUUCUGCAGCGGUCGAACAACUACACGUUCACACGGAGGAGCAGAUGGGGAACCGUGAGCUGCACGAGUUGAUGAAGCAAUAUUUUAAAUUGGAAGAGGCAGCAGUUGCAACUCCGAUUGAGUCUGCAGAUAACAUUCGAGCACGCAACAUUCUAGAGCGUACGACCCGCAGGACAACCGACGGUUUCGAAACCGGAUUGCUCUGGAAAUUUGAUCAACCCACCUUCCCGAACAGCUACCCGCUUGCUUUGCGUAGGUUACAGUCGCUAGAGAAACGACUUGAUAAAGAUCCGGAUCUGCGAGGGCGAGUGAUGCAGCUAAUCAAGGAGUAUGAGGUGAAAGGGUAUAUGCACCAGAUCACACAGGAGGAGCUUGAAUCGUCCGAUACUAACCGGGUAUGGUACCUACCACUUGGUGUAGUGCGGAAUCCAAAGAAGCCGGAGAAAGUUCGUCUUAUCUUGGACGCUGCGGCACGAGUGCAUGGUAUGUCCCUCAACGACAUGCUUCUGAAAGGGCCAGAUAUGCCGACGUCAUUGUUUGCUGUUCUGUUACGUUUCCGGCAAAGAACUGUUGCAGUGGGUGGAGACAUUCGCGAGAUGUUUCACCAAAUCCGCAUCAUCGAGCAGGACAAACAAUCCCAAAGAUUCCUGUUCCGUGAGCAUCGAGACGCAUCGCCGCAGAUCUAUGUGAUGGAUGUGGCCACUUUCGGUGCCACAUGCUCUCCAUGUUCAUCCCAGUUCGUUAAAAACAAGAACGCAAGAGAAUUCGAACAGCAGUAUCCCAGAGCGGUCAAAGCCAUCAUCAACGCUCAUUAUGUGGACGAUUUCCUGGACAGUGUAGAUACUAUUGAGGAAGCGGUGGAGUUGGUGACGGAAGUGCAGCACGUGCACGCGCAGGGAGGUUUCGAGGUCAGAAACUUUCUGUCGAACUCGCAGGAAGUCUUACAUCAACUUGGUGAAACCCAGAAUAUCCAGGAAAAGUCACUAAAUCUGGACGUUUCCAUAUACGCCGAGCGUGUAUUAGGAAUGGUAUGGAAACCCACCGUAGAUCUGUUUACGUUCGACACGUCUCUAAAGGUGGAUCUGGAGACACUCUUAGCACAGAAUAUCACGCCAACAAAACGGCAAAUAUUACGGCUGGUGAUGUCAUUGUUCGACCCGUACGGAUUUAUCGCCCAUUUCGUCGUUCACGGAAAAAUGCAGCAUAUUUGGAGAACUGGCACAGAUUGGGACGAUGAAAAUACGACAGAAUUACACGAAAUGUGGAAUAAUUGGACUUGUCUACUAAAUCGGCUGGGCGAGGUCGAAGUUCCUCGCUGUUUCUUCGGCGAAGCAAGCAGUAAGCUGCCCGCUAGCAUUCAGUUACAUCUCUUCAUCGACGCGAGUGAGCUUGCGUAUGCGUGUGUGGCUUACCUUCGAAUCGUUCAAGCUGGGUUAGUUCGCUGUGUUUUGGUAGCUGCAAAAACCAAGGUAGCGCCAUUGAAGCCGCUUUCUAUUCCGCGGCUUGAAUUACAGGCUGGCGUGAUAGGUUGUCGCUUGAUCGAUGGAAUAUGUGUAGCGUUGAAUCUCCCAAUCGAAGGGCGAUAUAUAUGGACAGAUUCUACAACGGUACUGGCCUUGAUCAGAUCCGACAGCCGCCGUUAUCAUCCGUUUGUGGCGUUCCGGGUCGGCGAAAUCCUGAAUAGCACCAACGUCGACGAAUGGUAUCACGUACCCUCCAAACAGAACGUGGCUGAUGUAGCCACAAAUUGGGGAAAUGGACCGGACUUCAAUCCAAGUAGCAUAUGGUACACCUCGACAGCGUUUCUGUACCGGCCGAUGGUGGAGUGGCCGAAGCAAGCCGAGAGACAGUGGACUACGAAUGAAGAACUUCGUGCAGUAUUUCACCACCACAGAGAACUACCAUUGUCGCUGAUUGAUGUUAGCAGGUUUUCAAAUUGGAAUCGAUUGCUGCGAGCAGCAGCAUACGUACAACGAGCAGUGCAGAAGUUUCGUGGACAAGAGAUCUCAACGAAGGUGACCAGCGAUGAUCUGCUGCGGGCCGAGAACUUCCUUUGGCGACAAGUGCAGCGCCAAUCCUAUGCCGACGAAUAUUGUACGCUGCAAUACAACAAGCAACACCCAGAAGUAACACCGAAGCAGCUCGAUAAGUGUAGCGAUCUAUACAAGGAAUCACCAUUCUUGGACGAUGCAGGGGUGAUCAGGAUGAACAGCCGAAUUGGGGCUGCACCUACCGCCCCAUUUGAAGUUAAGCAUCCAAUCAUCUUGCCAAAAGAUCACCGUUUAACGCACCUCCUUGUUGAUAGCUACCAUCGACGUUUCAUGCAUAUCAACAACGAUUCGGUAUUCAACGAGAUUCGACAGCGGUUCAGAAUUCCGCAACUGCGUCCAGUCAUCAAGCGUGUCGUCAAAAAUUGCCAGCGUUGCAUGAAUAAGAAAGCAACACCCCAGCCGCCGAUGAUGGCGCCACUUCCAGAGGUUCGGCUUACACCACAUAUUCGUGCAUUCAGCUACACUGGCGUAGACUACUUCGGUCCAAUUCUGGUGAAGCAGAAUCGUAGCUUGGUGAAACGCUGGGUUGCGCUCUUUACAUGCCUCACUAUACGUGCGGUCCACCUGGAGGUUGUCCACAGUCUGUCGACACAGUCUUGCGUGAUGGCGAUUCGUCGAUUCGUGAGCCGGAGAGGUACCCCAGCAGCAUUCUACUCCGACAACGGUACAUGCUUCAAGGGGUCCAGUAAUCUACUAUCAGAACAGAUACAGAACAUCCAUGAGAACUGCGCAGAGACGUUCACGAACGCAAGAACCAGUUGGCACUUCAACCCACCAUCAGCACCACAUAUGGGUGGAUCCUGGGAGCGGAUGGUCCGCUCCGUCAAAGCAGCUAUGGCAGCCGUCGCAGAACAUACUCGUCAUCCUACCGAUGAGGUGCUAGAGACUGUUGUGCUGGACGCGGAAGCGAUGGUUAACUCGCGACCGCUAACUUACGUUCCGCUAGACGACAUCGACCAAGAGGCCCUCACACCUAAUCACUUCUUGCUUUACGGUGCUCAAAGUGUCGUCCAGCCAAGAACAGCAUUCGUGACUGAAGAAUCAACACUCCGGGACAGCUGGAAGCUCAUCCAGUACUUGGUGGACCAAUGUUGGAGAAGAUGGGUUCGUGAGUAUCUGCCGACAUUGACCAGACGCACCAAGUGGUUCCAACCGACUAAACCUUUGGAACCCGGAGACGUAGUUUACGUGGUCGACGAGAAUAAACGCAAUGGAUGA